GCAAAAAUCAUCAAUAAGAAAAACCGAAUCGACCCUCAAGAAAAAGAAAAACUGAAUCGAAACAAGCACUUCGUCUUCUCCUCCCGUGCUUGCAGACGGGAUGGGUGGGCGUCGUGAUCACGGGCAGUGUCCCGCCGAGGUUGUUCUUCACCUCCGGCGGCUGGACGCUCUCCUCAAGGACCACGGCCUCGACCACACCGCCCACACGCUGGAGAUGGAGGCGGGCCUGUUCUUCGAGGCGGCGCAUCUGGAGCAGCUGGUGAGGCAAGGGCUCUGGGCCUCCGCCCACCGCUACCUGCGCCGCUUCUCGGCCCUUUGGGACGGGGACGGCGCCGCCACCCAGUACGCCACCCUCCUCAGCAGCCUCUCCCACCACUCUAUACUUGCCUGGCUGGCCUGCCGCGGCGACGAAGGCGGUCGCGCUGCCUCUUUCCUCAGGCCCUCGGAUGAGGCCAUCCGCACGGCCUGCCCCGAGGAAGCCCGACGCAAGGACAUGUACUGCUCCAUGACUUCCCAACAAGCCAGAGCAUCCUUGAACUGGGAGGAUAUAAAGCUCGAGACCUUGACGAGGGUGCAAGAGUUGGUUGAUCUGCGUCCCAACCUGGACUGCCUGCUGAAAAAUCGAUUGCCACGACACAAGCCCACGCCGCAGGAUGUCAUUCCUCUUGGCAUACUGACCAGCUUACGGGGGUCUCAGAGAUACCGGAGGAAGAGAGUCAACCAUAAGCCAGCAUGUGAUCUCGCGUAUUUUGUUCUACACAAGAGGCUGCCCGAUAUUAGUUUGGUGCCAGACUGCCACUAAUUCUUCGUGGCUGAAACUAGUUUGAAACCGGAUCUUCUUUUUGUUAUUAUAUAUAUAUAAGUUUUAGAGUGGUUGGGCUUUUUU
Triticum aestivum (bread wheat) is the source of this 886-nucleotide messenger RNA. RefSeq lists its product as uncharacterized. The record is from RefSeq and is a predicted model, not a curated record. NCBI's taxonomy places the organism in Eukaryota, Viridiplantae, Streptophyta, Magnoliopsida, Poales, Poaceae. The transcript has 5 exons. Gene Ontology annotation, molecular function: protein binding. The coding region runs from base 101 to 802 and encodes 233 amino acids.